CGCCGCGAUUGUACUGUUUGUAGAGAGGGGGUCGUCGGCCAGCUUCGGCGUUGUGUGAUCGUCGUUGUCGGAAAACGAAGACCCGAACCGCCCGAGCUGUCAAAGCUUCGGUGUUCCUGCAUUCGGAAACCAUCGGUGUGUAGACUUUUAUCUCACCACAGCCUCCAACGCAGGUGCCGCACAGCCACCGAGCAGCGUGUCCGGCGUGGCCCGGUGAUCAACCUCCGCGCAGUCCCCGUGCCGGCCGCGGACGAUGGCCAGUCCGCGCGUUGACGUCGCCUGGUGCCCCGCCCACCCCGACAGGUUCCUGCUGGUGGGCGGGGACCUGCGGCUGUACGAGGUGGCCGCUGGAGAUGCCCCGACGCGGGAGGCUGGUCGAGACGUACUUCCCGGCGCGGCGCUGCUCUCCACGUGCGCCGACUUCCAGUUCCUCAGGUGCUUCUCCUGCUACCUCAACCCCAACUCCCAGCUGCUGCUCGCCGUGGGGCAGGAUGACGGGAAAGUCAGCCUUGCCGGCUUUGGAAGGUCCUUCAACGACACGGACUGGGUCGGCAAGGAGUUUGCACCCAAGCAACCACGGCGCUGCAACGUGGUGGCCUGGAACCCCGUCGAGUUCAGCCUGCUGGCCGCGGGCCUGGACAAGCACAAGGGGGACCACUGCAUCCUGGUCUGGGACCUGAACCACCUGCCAGGACAGACAGAGCUCGGCUUCUCGGAGUCGACGCAGUCCUUCAGCUGGUUUUUCCACCAGCCCCGGAGCUUCGUGUGUGGCAUGAACAAUAAGCACCUAAAGAUCUUCGACACGAGAGACUCGUCACGCAGCAGCGGCACCACGACCAAGGCGAGCGGUGGUGUGUGCGUGGACCCCUUCUCGGAGCACCGCAUCGCCUCCUUCCAUGCGAACCAGCUGGUCCUCUGGGACGUGAGGAAUUUCGAGAAGCCCGUGACCACCCAGACGGAGAACGGACAAAUCGUGAAGAUUGCCUGGUCCCCCACGAGGUCACACCUGAUGGGGGUGCUGACGCGGGACAGCGGCGUGGUGAAGCUGUACGACGUGCAGCAGUCGCCGGCAGAGGACCUGGAGCCCACUCUGGUGGAGCGCAGCGUGCAGCCUUACCCGGGGGCGGUGCUGAGCUCCUUCUGCUGGCACCCGCAGCACGAGAACCGCAUGCUGGCGGUGACCCCCGACAGCGCGGCCCGGGACUACACCGUCUUGGACAGGAUCACCCUGAACUGGUCCCCCUCGUGCGAGCUGAUCUGGAUGCGAGGCAAGAAGCUGGCCCACUGCUGGGGCGACCGGGACCGGGGUUACGACUGCCUGGACGACACGGCCGUGCGCAUCCGCAGGAGGGCCCUGCUCAACUACGGCCUCGAGCCGGAAGACCUGUGGCGCAACGCGGAGCUGUGCGACGGCGACGGCCACCUGCGGGGCAUCUGGUCCUGGCUUGAGCUGGUGCGCUCCUUGGAGGAGUCCGGCAUGCGGGGCAGGCGCGGGGAGUGUGCCGGGGUAAGGGCCCUGCUGGGACCAGACCCCUCGAGCCUGGAGGGCCCCUCCCGGGGCCCCCUGGGCCCCACCUACCACAGCAGGGAGCGGGAGCGUGUGCUGUGGCUGUGCGGCUGGAAGGCAAAGCACGACGGCCUGCCUGGGAACAUCUUCCACAGGAGGCUGGAGAAGGAGGCCAACUACGCGCGCAAGGCAGCCAUCCACAUGUUCAACCUGCGGCUGAAGGAGGCCGUGGCCGUGCUCAGGGACGCCGCCACGACGGGCAAAGGCAGCAGCGUGGGGCUGGUGGCCCUGGCCCUGUCGGGCUACUCCAAAGAGACCCGGGAAGCCUGGCGGGAGGUGUGGCACUCGCUGCGCCUGUCCCUGAGCGAGCCCUACCUGCAGGCCCUGUUUGCUUUCCUCACGGCCCAGGACGACUCCUACCGCCAGCUGCUGUACGAGUGCGACAUGGCCGUGGAGGACCGGGUGGCCUUCGCCUGCCUGCACCUGCCAGACUCCAAGCUGACGCAGUACAUCGGGGACUUGACCAACAGCCUGGUGGCAGAAGGCAACCUUGACGCAGUGCUGCUCACGGGCCUUGGGGAGGACGGAGUGGAGCUGGUGCAGCGCUACCUGGACCGCACGGGGGACGUGCAGACGGCCAGCCUGGUGGCCCUGCAGAGCCACCCCAGUGUCCUGAGCGUCUCCCCCCGGGCACAGCUCUGGGUGGACCACUACCGCCACCUGCUGGACCAGUGGCGCCUCUGGCAGCAGCGGUGCCAGUUCGACUGCCAGUGGGUGCGGCAGCACGCGUCGAGCGUGCCUCCCCCGCAGGUUGUGGUGAGCUGCAACUUCUGUGGCCUGGCAGCCACCCCGUACCUGCCCCUUGGGGCGCAGGGCAGGGCCCCCCCGCGGCCCCAUCUGGGCGCACCCACCCUCAACAAGACCAAGGUGUCGUGCUGCCCGAGCUGCCGCAAGCCCCUGCCCCGGUGCGCCCUGUGCCUGACCAACAUGGGGACCCCAGCGGGGAGCCUGUGGAAGAAGGGGGACGGGGACUGGCCCCCUCGAGACCCCGAGGGGCGACCGGACCCCGCCGAGGAGGAGAAGCUCUCCGGACUGUCCACCUGGUUCACCUGGUGCCAGAGCUGCCGCCACGGGGGACACGCCGUGCACCUGGCAGACUGGUUCGGGGACCACACAGAGUGUCCCGUGACCGGCUGCAGCUGCAAGUGCGGGGCCAUGGACCGCAUCGACUGAGCCGGGGGGGCCUAGCAGCUGGCCAUGGUCGGGUAGUACUCCUUGCGCUCGUUCAUCAGCUCCACCAGCCGGUUGUAGGUCUCCAUGUCUGCGGGCGGGGGGAGACGUACGGCCGGCCAAUAAACGUCUUUCCAGCA
Messenger RNA from Ixodes scapularis (black-legged tick), 2877 nucleotides. RefSeq names its product GATOR complex protein MIOS (gene mio). Gene Ontology annotation, cellular component: cytoplasm. NCBI's taxonomy places the organism in Eukaryota, Metazoa, Arthropoda, Arachnida, Ixodida, Ixodidae. Gene Ontology annotation, molecular function: protein binding. Gene Ontology annotation, biological process: cellular response to amino acid starvation; positive regulation of TORC1 signaling. The coding region runs from base 254 to 2740 and encodes 828 amino acids. The record is from RefSeq and is a predicted model, not a curated record. The transcript is spliced from 25 exons.